Pogoniulus pusillus (Red-fronted tinkerbird) is the source of this 2814-nucleotide messenger RNA. It is a transcript of the gene KIF2C, whose product is annotated as kinesin family member 2C. NCBI's taxonomy places the organism in Eukaryota, Metazoa, Chordata, Aves, Piciformes, Lybiidae. The transcript is spliced from 22 exons. The coding region runs from base 16 to 2361 and encodes 781 amino acids. Gene Ontology annotation, molecular function: ATP binding; microtubule motor activity; microtubule binding. Gene Ontology annotation, biological process: microtubule-based movement. The record is from RefSeq and is a predicted model, not a curated record.
CAAGUACGAGUGUCGAUGAAUUUUUUGAGGCUCUGUUUCGGCAGAGCUAUCCCUUACUCCGGUGAAAAAGUAGAAUUAGCAAUACCAGCCCCGCGGCACGCCGGCGCGCGGGGUUUAAAUCGGCGGCGGUUGGCCGCGCUGGUGUUUCGCCGCCGGGACGGGUCGUGGCCGACUCUGCUGCUGUCCCCUGCAGGCACAAUGGAUGCCCGCCUCUGCCGCCGCAUCUGCCCUGGCCUCUCUAUUAAUAUCCAGCGUAGCAACGGCUUGAUCCACAAGGCGAUCGUAAUGACUGUGAGCGUGGAGCGGGCCAGUGUGUGCGUGGAGUGGUCCGAGGAAAACGCCGUCAAGGGCAAGGAGGUUGACUUUGCUGAAGUGAUAGCAAUAAAUCCUGAGUUGUUAGAGGAACUACCUACUGCAGAUGUGAAAGAGAACCUACCUUUGCAAGGGAAUGUAACUGUACAGAAACACAAGCGUAGAACAACCCUUUCAAAAAUUCCUGCUCCAAGGCAAGCUGCUCGUGGCUAUUCCAGGAUGUCUGUUAUAAACGCAGGAUCUCAGCUCACCCUACAGGAAGAGGAGAUGGAGGUGAAUCCCUGCAGUUCUACACAAGUCAGAAACAGUUCAACGCUUCCUGCUGGCCGAACCAGGGCUAGCAGGACGCCACAAGCCUCACUGACAAAUGGAAAUACAGAGGAUAAUCUGCCUGCUGCUAAAACAAACCCUUCAGUGAGCCCAGUUCAGAGAAGACCUAGCAUUGUGACAGCAAUGGAGAAAAGGAAAAGCAAGAGAGAGGAAAGGAGAGUUCAAAAUAAUGAAACCAGAACAAAGCGUGCACAGGAAUUUGACAGCAACUGCCCAAACUGGGAGUUUGCACAGAUGAUCAAGGAAUUCAAAGCAACUUUAGACUGCCAUCCAGUAUCUAUGAUUGACCCAAUAGAACAGCACAGGAUCAGUGUCUGUGUGAGGAAGCGCCCUCUCAAUAAACAAGAACGUUUGAAAAACGAAUGUGAUGUGAUUACUGUUCAGAGCAAGUGUGUCCUGCUGGUGCAUGAGCCAAAGCAGAAAGUGGAUCUAACAAAAUACCUUGAAACGCAAACAUUUAGAUUUGACUUUGCAUUUGAUGAAUCUUCUUCUAAUGAAAUGGUGUACAGGUUCACUGCUAGACCUCUUGUAGAGACCAUCUUUGAGGGUGGGAAGGCAACAUGUUUUGCAUAUGGCCAGACAGGCAGUGGCAAGACACAUACUAUGGGUGGAGAUUUCUCUGGGAAGGCACAGAAUGCAUCAAAGGGCAUAUAUGCUUUUGCAUCUCAAGAUGUCUUCCUCCUCCUAAACCAGCCCAGGUACAGAUAUCAGAACCUGGAAAUCUAUGUGACUUUCUUUGAAAUUUACAAUGGGAAGGUGUUUGACCUCUUGAAUAAGAAGGCAAAGCUUCGAGUCCUGGAGGAUGGCAAGCAGCAGGUCCAGGUUGUUGGCCUCCAAGAGAGACAAGUCAGCUGUGCUGAGGAUGUCAUCAGGAUGAUUGAGAUUGGCAGUGCCUGCAGGACAUCUGGGCAGACCUUUGCAAAUGCCAGCUCUUCACGGUCACAUGCCUGCUUCCAAAUCCUUGUACGCCAAAGAGGGAAACUGGUUGGCAAAUUUUCCUUGGUGGAUUUGGCAGGAAAUGAAAGGGGUGCAGACACGUGCAGUGCUGACUGGCAGACACGCAUGGAAGCUGCAGAAAUCAAUAAGAGCUUGCUGUCUUUGAAGGAGUGUAUCCGAGCUUUGGGGCAGAACAAAUCUCAUACCCCUUUCCGGGAGAGCAAGCUGACCCAGGUGCUAAGAGACUCUUUCAUAGGAACAAACUCAAGGACUUGUAUGAUAGCAAUGAUUUCUCCAGGAAUGAGUUCAUGCGAGUACACCUUAAACACACUGAGAUAUGCUGACAGAGUGAAGGAGCUUAGUCCUCAUAAUGGAGUUAGUGAAGCACAGAAUCAGAUGGAGACUGAAGAAAAUGAGACCAGUGGAGAAGGCUCAGGUUUCCAAUGCAAUCUCUCCAAAGAUGAGGAAGAAGGUAUCUCUCCUCACAUGCUCAACUUGCGUGAGGCUAUGACUCAAAUUACUGAAUGUGAGGACAAGGCUGUAGAACAGCUUAGAGAACUGAGACCAGUAUUAGAGAGAAUGGCUACUGAACUUGAGUACCUUUUGGGAACUGCAGAGAAACCAGACUAUGACCUCAAGACCUUUGUGAGCAGAGCAAAGCACUUUGUAGAGGAGAGCUCAGAAAACUUCCUUCAUGUCAGAGAAACACUGGAUGCCCUGGGAGCUGCUAUGCAGCUGGAAGAGCAAGCCAGCAAGCAGAUGAGUUGGCAAAGGCGUUACUGAAUGCAGCAAAACCUGGUUCACAAGCAGUCAUCUGUAUGUCUUGUAUGUUUGGUGGUUUGUGUAACUCCUGUUUUACAUGUGGUAGACUGUCUGCGGGUCGUGUGUGCCAGGGAAUCAAGUGACCUGUCUUUCUCUUCAUGGCCUGGUAUGGGGCUACUUGGCAGAGUUCUAGAAACAAGCUCCUCUUGCAAGGCUUGGAGGGGAGGCUGAGAAUCUGCUAGAUGUGUCUAGCAGCUGGCCCCAUGGCAGCAACAAUGGUGAUCUCUGAUAGAACUAGAUCCAUGUGUACAGUUUUCCAGUGUGCAUAUAACCUUUACAGAUGUGCUUGAAACACUGCAAAACUGUUGUAAGUCUGACUUGUAGCAAGAAAAUGGAAUAUAUGUAACUGCAAAAAACAGUAUUUUAAAAAGUUUAAUAAAUAAAUGGUCCUGGAUUUAAUCUGUGAUCUUAAAA